Messenger RNA from Purpureocillium takamizusanense, 441 nucleotides. RefSeq lists its product as uncharacterized. Lineage: Eukaryota; Fungi; Ascomycota; Sordariomycetes; Hypocreales; Ophiocordycipitaceae. The transcript has a single exon. The record is from RefSeq and is a predicted model, not a curated record. Bases 1 to 441 code for a protein of 146 amino acids.
AUGGCAGCACAAGCCCAGACAGCGCUCCCCGUCGACGUGCCGGUCUUCUCCAGGGAGAAGGAGGCCAUUUCCGCACUCCGCGAUGACCUCCUACCACAAGAUCGCCUCAUCAUCCAGUCGCCGUACUCGGAUCCAGAGCAUCUGCUGGAUCUCGACACACUGGAUCGCGAGAACGCCCUCCUCGCUCAGGCUCUGGCUCGCUUGCGGGCAACCCGUGACGACUAUGCCACGGCGCCGUACACCGAAUCCUUCAACUGGUCCGAAGUGAUCGCCGAGCUGAAGCAGCUUGCCGAGGCGUCUGGCAAGGGCUUCAAGGAGACGUCUUUUUACAUCGUCGCAUUUCGCUCGCAGAUCAAGCCGAGCACCGAGUACAGCCACCUCGGUGAGCUGGACAAGGCCGCCCAUGCCGAGGCCGUAGCCAGCGGCGGCUUUCUCAAGUGA